Bursaphelenchus okinawaensis is the source of this 658-nucleotide messenger RNA. NCBI's taxonomy places the organism in Eukaryota, Metazoa, Nematoda, Chromadorea, Rhabditida, Aphelenchoididae. The record is from the annotation of a GenBank genome assembly.
AUGGUUUAUAUAAAUCGUAUUUCAGGAUCACGGGUAUCGGUAUUGGCCGGAUUUCACGAAACUAAUUCUCGUGGGGAUCGCUACGGUGCGUUCUUUUUAGCUUUUGAGCACGAUGGGGAGCGGGUACUUGUGCGGGAUUACUGUCAGCUAAAAACAAUUAAUGGAAGAGAGAUUCACAGUAAGUUGUUGUUUACAAUAGUUAGGUUUUUUAUAAAAUUUUACAUAAUAUUAGCCAAUUCACACGUUUCUUUUCGGAACUUUACAAUUAUGAUGUUUUAUAGAUUAUUUUUUUGUUUUCAGUCAAGUUUGAAUUAAUUUUUUUUCAGUUAGUCUCAGCCGGGUUGGUGAAAUCCCAGCACCUCCGCUGCAAGCAAACUACGUUGAUUGCCAAGCAGUAUUAAUCAAAGUUUUGGAUGCGGGAAAACGGUCGCUAAAUGAAGACCUAACGCCUUUGCUGCUAAGCGUUGACUUGAAUAUGGAACGGCUUCGGGUAACCUAUGGGCAAAGGGUAUUCACAAACCAAGGAGUGAUCAAAGCUUUGGACUUGCCAGACAUGGUUGUCUUGACCAGACUGACUGUUGCUUUCGGUGGCAAAAGCUAUCGGGUCGUGCCGAUUUGGAGUUGGCAAUACGACUACUUUUCAAGAUAUUGUACUUGA